AGUCGUUUAGUAGUAACUAGUAGAUCUUUUUAUCACUAAUCAUUUUUGAAGGGUUUGAUAAUAGAGUCUGGGAAUGGAAUAUGCAACUAAACCAUCUUCUAGAUCUUCUUCAAAUGUAUCCGAAAUUGUCCUUAAAUUAGCCAAAGUCUGCAGAUUUAGGUCCAUUGGUGUCUUCUCCACCGAAAAUCCCAACCACCACCAAUACCCCAAGAACAACGACAGCAACAACAAUGCCUCAUUCACUGAAAACAGCAGUGAUGUGACUGAGGAGGCGGAAUGCCAAGAUGAGAAAGUUCAUCCUCAGCUUGCUGAGAUUUUAAGUGAAACUAGCGAGUGUGCCAAUGUGGAUAUGUUGAAGUUGUUUGACGCUAUCUCAGCUAUCAAAUCAGCUUAUGUUCGGCUCCAAGAAGCUCACAUUCCAUACGAUGCUGAGAAAAUCAAAGCGGCCGAUGAAUUGGUUGUGGCUCAGUUUCAAGCACUAUGCAAGAUUAAGCGUUCCUAUAAAGAAAAGCAAUUUGAAGAAGCCAAUGCAGUUUCUGUUUGUUCAGCUCUUCUGUUAGCAGAAAUUCAAGUUCACGAGAGGCUGUUGAAGAAACUGAAGUCCCAAAUCAAAGUCAAAGACGCUCAGAUACUCAACUUACAGCAAGAAUUUCAGGAUUUGGAUUUGAAGAAUAGAAAAUUUGUUCAAGAGUUCAGGCAGAGAGAAAGGGAGAAUGUGAAAGUUUUAAAUAUGUCUUCAUUUGAGGAGAUCGUCAAAGCAGCUUCAAAGGGCAUUCAUGAUUUUGCCAAGCCGUUAAUUGGCUUGUUGAAGGCUUCGGGUUGGGAUUUAGACAAGGCAGCAGACUCGAUUGAAGACUCAGUUUUGUAUUGCAAGAGGUCCCACAAGAAGUACAUAUUUGAAGCUUACGUUGCCCGGAGGAUGUUCUAUGGUAAUUCAAACCAAUUCUACAAUGUUGAUGGCAUACUGAAUUUUGAUGACCCCAUUGAUUCUCUAAUCAGAGAACCAGAUUCGAGUUUUGCCAAAUUUUGCAGAACGAAGUACCUAUUAGUAGUUCAUCCAAAGAUGGAAGCAUCGUUCUUUGGGAAUUUGGAUCAUAGGAUGUUUGUGUCUAGUGGAAGGCAUCCCAGGACACCCUUCUACCAAGCCUUCGUCAAAAUGGCCAGGUGGAUUUGGGUUCUACAAGGGAUUGCAGCCUCAUUUAAUCCCAAAGCUGAAAUGUUUGGAGUCAAGCGAGGAAGCAAAUUCUCAGAUGUUUACAUGGACUGUGUAGACGAUCCUAAAGAAGACAUGGUUGUUUUUGACGAAGGAAGAGCAAAAUUGAAAGUUGAGUUUAUGGUCAUGCCUGGAUUUAGAUUCGGAAAUACAUUGGUCAGGUCUCUGGUUUAUCUCUCCAAAAUGAGAUCCUCUGACAGUUAAUGGUAGGAGGACGAGCUCUUACGUACUAACUGGUAUUUUAACAAAACCUAAUCCUUUUUGUUAUGGAUUUGUCCACUGCUCUAAAUGUUGAAUGUGGGAUGUUGAUUCACUUUUUGCCCCAAAUAUUGGAGUUCGUGUCUUUGAUAAGUAGAACUACUUUACUUUCGGGAUUGAACCCACAAGUUCAAUGCUUGUACUUUUUGGGGAAUGUCUUUUAAAUUUCUCACUUAUGAAGUG
Molecule: messenger RNA, 1654 nt
Organism: Cornus florida
Lineage: Eukaryota; Viridiplantae; Streptophyta; Magnoliopsida; Cornales; Cornaceae
Product: protein GRAVITROPIC IN THE LIGHT 1-like
Exons: 1
Coding region: 74-1417 (447 amino acids)
Biological process (GO): negative gravitropism; response to red or far red light
Source: RefSeq, a predicted model, not a curated record